This is a messenger RNA of Nicotiana tabacum (common tobacco), 864 nucleotides long. RefSeq lists its product as uncharacterized. NCBI's taxonomy places the organism in Eukaryota, Viridiplantae, Streptophyta, Magnoliopsida, Solanales, Solanaceae. The record is from RefSeq and is a predicted model, not a curated record.
AAAAGAAAGGAUAACAAACUGCAAAAGGAAAGGAAAACAAGAGAAAAGAUGGCACUGAAACUUCACCACUGCCAUCUACAACACUUAUCUAAAUUCACUUCUGCUUCUAUUUUACUACCAAAUUUUCAGACACUAUCUAUUUCAAAGCUAAAUGGGGGAAUAACAAGGGUAAAAAGUCAAAAAAUAUCAUCAAAAAUAAGAAAAAGAAGGCCUAUAUCAGCUUCAGUUUCACCUCUUGAUUUGACAGAAGACAACAUCAUCCAAGUCUUAGAAGAUGCUAAGGCUGAGUUGGCACAACUUUUUGAUAAUUCAGUUGGGAUAACAGGGAAAGCAGAACUAGCAGAAGUAGAUGGACCUUAUGUGAAGCUUAGACUAAGUGGCAAGUUUUGGCAUAAACGUUCUACUGUUGUAGCAAGAUUGGGUAAUUACUUGAAGCAAAGAAUCCCAGAAAUCUUGGAGGUAGAUAUAGAAGAUGAGAAACAGUUAGAUGAUAGUCCUGCAAACUUUUGAACCUAGAGAGUUGAAGAGAGGCCUUUUAGUUCGUUCAAAGACACUAGGAACGAGCCAGUACAGAGGCACUAGGGACGAGCUAAUACAGACAGUUUCAUGAUUCCAAAUGUUCGCUCAUAUCAAUUGUCCAAAAUCUCAUCAACCGGUCCGAGGGAUGAUGAAGACGAAGCACCUGUUUUGUAGGAUCAUACCCUCUAUCUUCAAUAGCAGGAUGCUUUUCCCCAUUCAUGGUCGAAAUACACUGAUAUUUGAGAACUUCCCAAGCAUUACUUCUUGAUAUUUUUGAAAGCAAACAUUUGUUCAUGGAGUUUUUUCAGAAAUUUCAAGAUUAAGAUCUUCAGCUUGAUGGAUUCA